AUGGCUACGUUAACAACGACCACCGCCCACAGCUCCAUCGCCGCCGCCAAGCCCACCGUAUCCUUCACCACUCCACAAAAUUACGCUACCAGACUGUCUCAUCUCCUUACUCUCAAGUCCUUCACUCCCCUAUGGUGUCCCACCAUCAUUACUGAACCCACGCUGCAAACCCUCUCCUCUCUAGCUCUCCACCUCGCUCCCUCUGCCAUUUCUCCUGUCUCCGCCAUUGUCUUACCUUCUCGCACAGCAAUCACCGCCUUCUCGACCGCCAUACUCUCACUCACAACUCCUCUGCUACCUCCGCUGGGUGACACAUUCAUCAUCGGCGCCCUCGGCAAAGAUGCAGAACUUAUUGACUCUAAAUUUUUGCUUAGUAUUUGUUCUAAUAUUGAUAGGAUUAAGGUUUUAGUUCCUCCAACGGCGACGCCAAACGGGAUGGUGCAAUCUCUCGGGGAUGGACGCGGUCGUAGUGUGAUGUGCCUAGUACCGCGGGUAGUGGGACUGGAGGAGCCUCCGGUUGUUGCAAACUUUCUCCGGGAUCUGCAGACGGCGGGGUGGGCUCCUGUUAGGGUGGAUGCUUACGAGACUCGAUGGCUGGGACCCACCUGCGCGGAGGGAAUAGUGGAAAAGAGUGAGGAGGAGGGAAAUGGAUUGGACGCUAUCGUGUUCACAAGUAGCGCAGAAGUGGAAGGGUUGUUGAAGAGUUUGAGAGAAUUUGGGUGGGAUUGGAGAAUGGUAAGGCGGAGAUGGCCGGAUUUGGUGGUGGCGGCACAUGGGCCGGUCACGGCAGCUGGUGCUGAGAGGCUAAGCGUGGAUGUUGACGUGGUGAGUGGCAGGUUUGAGAGUUUUGCUGGCGUUGUGGAUGCUUUGCAUGGUAGGCUGCGAGGUUAG
Molecule: messenger RNA, 891 nt
Organism: Manihot esculenta (cassava)
Lineage: Eukaryota; Viridiplantae; Streptophyta; Magnoliopsida; Malpighiales; Euphorbiaceae
Exons: 1
Coding region: 1-891 (296 amino acids)
Biological process (GO): tetrapyrrole biosynthetic process
Molecular function (GO): uroporphyrinogen-III synthase activity
Source: RefSeq, a predicted model, not a curated record